Molecule: messenger RNA, 2643 nt
Organism: Geodia barretti
Lineage: Eukaryota; Metazoa; Porifera; Demospongiae; Tetractinellida; Geodiidae
Source: the annotation of a GenBank genome assembly
AUGGUCUCUUUGCUGAAACGGAUCGUCGGCGAUACUCCAGAGCGCGCCGCCGAGAAACUGAGCGGACAACUGGUGCCGCAGGUAAACGCGCUGGAAGACUAUAUGCGCAGUCUGGACGGCGCGGGCCUGAGCGCCAAAACCGUCGAGUUCCGCCGCCGGCUGUCGGCUGGGGAAACGCUGGCCGACCUGUUGCCCGAAGCCUUCGCCGUGGGGCGGGAGGCGGCCCGCCGCACCCUGGGCCAGCGCCACUAUGACGUACAGCUCAUCGGUGGGGCGGUGCUCAACGACGGCAAGAUUGCCGAGAUGAAAACUGGCGAGGGCAAAACCCUCGUUGCAACCCUGCCGGCCUACCUGAACGCCCUUACCGGCGACGGCGUGCACAUCGUUACCGUCAACGACUACCUGGCUCGCCGCGAUCCGGUGUGGAUGGGACCUAUCUUCCAUCUGCUGGGCCUGUCGGUGGGUUGCCUGCAGCACGACGCCGCUUAUAUCUAUGACCCAGAACUCACCAACGUGGGCAAGGGUGGCUUCCAGUUCCUGGCUCCGGCGCACCGAUCCGAGGCUUACCAGGCCGAUGUGCUCUACGGCACCAACAACGAAUUUGGUUUCGACUACCUGCGCGACAACAUGGCUCUCAGCGUGGACGGGCAGGUUCAACGGGGCCGUCGUCAUUUCGCCAUCGUUGACGAGGUUGACAACAUCCUGAUUGACGAAGCCCGCACGCCGCUCAUUAUCAGUGGGCCGGCCCAACAACCGGUGGAGCACUACUACACCUUCGCCCGGCUCGCUCCUCGAUUGCAGUUGUAUGAUGACUAUGAAAUCGACGAACGCUCGCAGGCCAUCUCGCUGACCCAGGAGGGCAUCGGCAAGAUGGAGCGCUGGACGCGGGUGGAUAAUCUAUACGACACCGAGAACUUCCAUCUGGUUCAAUACAUUGAAAACGCGCUGGUGGCUCAGGUUCAGAAGGUCAAGGAUAAAGACUACGUGGUCCAGACCGGCGAGGUCGUCAUCGUUGAUGAGUUUACCGGCCGUCUGCAGUCCGGUCGCCGCUGGUCUGACGGGCUGCAUCAGGCGGUGGAGGCCAAAGAGGGCUGCAAGAUUCAGCGGGAGAGCGUUACCUACGCCACCAUCACCCUGCAAAACUACUUCAGGAUGUAUCAGAAGCUAUCCGGCAUGACCGGUACCGCUGUGACCGAAGCUGACGAGUUCUACAAGAUUUACGGGCUGGAAGUGGUGGCGGUGCCGACCAACCUGCCCAUGGUGCGCGCCGAAUCCACUGACCUGAUUUUUCCCACCGCCGAAGGCAAGUGGCGCUCCGUGGUGGAGAGCAUCGCCACCCGCUCCCAGUCGGGGCAACCAGUGCUGGUGGGCACAACCUCCAUUGAAACGUCGGAAGAGCUGAGCGAACGGCUCCGCAAGCGCGGUGUCGAACAUCAGGUGCUCAACGCCCGCAACCACGAGCACGAGGCAACCAUCGUGGCGCAGGCCGGACGGGCCGGUUCCGUUACCGUGUCCACCAACAUGGCGGGGCGCGGCACCGACAUCGUGCUGGGCGGCUCCGAUACCGACCGGGAAGGUUGGCAGGACGAGCAUCAGCAGGUGGUCAAUUUGGGCGGCCUGCACGUCAUUGGCACCGAGCACCACGAAGCACGGCGCGUGGACAACCAGCUGCGUGGUCGCGCCGGCCGUCAGGGCGACCCCGGCAGCAGCCAGUUCUUCGUCGCGCUGGAAGACGAGCUGAUGCAACGCUUCGGCGGCGAUCGCAUCAAGAAUGUGAUGAGCUGGACUGGCCUCAAGGAUGACGAACCGCUGGAGAACAAGAUCAUCACCAAGUCCAUCAGCAGCGCACAGGUGAAGGUUGAGGGUUACCACUUCGAUGUGCGCAAGCACUUGCUGAACUUUGACGACGUGCUCAACCAGCAACGGGAAGUUAUCUACACUCAGCGUUCCCGUAUCCUGGCCGGCGAAGGUCUGCGCGAGCGCUUGCUGGAGAUGCUGCGCACCGAAUUCGAGCAACUGACGGCCAACCAUCUUCAGUCUCGCCACGCCGACGACUGGAACGCAGACGGGCUGCUGGCAUCAUUGGGUCAGAUUUGCCCCCUGCCGACCGAGAUCGACACGGCGGACAAAAAUGUUGCAGCGAAAGAGCGAGACCUCGGCACGGAGCAGAUGCAGACCCUGCUGCGCCUGCUACUGCUGAAGUCGAUCGACACCCACUGGGUGAAUCACCUCACCAACAUGGAAAACCUGCGCACCGGCGUGGGUCUGCACGCCGUCGGUCAGCGCGAUCCGCUGGCCGUGUAUCGCUCGGAAGGCCAGCGCGCCUUCGCGGAACUAACCCGGCAGAUGCAACGGGAAGUUACCCACACCCUGUUCCACGUUACGCUGUCGCCCGAGGCUCCAGGUCAGGGCAACUCGGCAAACGGCGAUGCGGCGGGUUCCGGUAACGGGCCGCAAAACAACGGCGCCAGCCGCAGUGGUCGGCGACGGGAUGCGCUGCGCACACCGGUCAGCCCAAUGGCGGCGGUGAACGGUAGUCGCACCGUCAAUGCUCCGCGCGGCGGCCGCAAGAUAGGUCGCAACGCCCCGUGUCCCUGCGGCAGCGGACGCAAGUACAAACGUUGCUGCGGCGCGAACGUCUAA